This is a messenger RNA of Pieris brassicae (large cabbage white), 813 nucleotides long. RefSeq names its product NADH-ubiquinone oxidoreductase chain 5-like. The record is from RefSeq and is a predicted model, not a curated record. NCBI's taxonomy places the organism in Eukaryota, Metazoa, Arthropoda, Insecta, Lepidoptera, Pieridae. Gene Ontology annotation, molecular function: NADH dehydrogenase (ubiquinone) activity. Gene Ontology annotation, biological process: electron transport coupled proton transport; ATP synthesis coupled electron transport.
AUGGAUAGACACUCUGAAGAGAUUCCAAUCGUAUCCCCAAGCAGGCGCUUGAUUGGCGCCUUAGUGACGGCUGGAGUUUAUUUAUUAAUUCGGUUUAAUUCUUUAUUGAUUGGAACAGAAUUUUUAAAAAUAUUACUAUUAAUAUCAGGAUUAAAAAUAUUUACAGCUGGAAUUUCAGCCUUUUAUGAGUUUGAUUUGAAGAAAAUUAUUGCAUUGUCAACUUUAAGGCAAUUAGGGUUAAUAAUGAGAAUUUUAAGAAUAGGAUUUAGAGAUUUGGCAUUUUUUCAUUUAUUAACUCAUGCUAUAUUUAAAGAUUUAUUAUUUAUAUGUGCUGGAAAUCAUAUGAUAAAUGAUAAUCAAGAUAUUCGCUAUAUAGGUGGGUUAAGCAUUUAUAUUCCUAUAACUUCUCAUUGUUUUAAUAUUUCUAAUUUAUCUUUAUGUGGGAUUCCAUUUUUAUCUGGUUUUUAUUCUAAUUUAGUCUUAGAAAUGGUUAGAGUAAGAACCGUAUUAUACCAUGACCGUGCUAUGAACGUACCUUUAAUUGUAUUUUAUUCAGUUCGUCUUUCAUUGUAUUUGAUAGUAAAUGAAUUUAAUUUAUUUAGAGUUUAUAAUUUAUAUGAUGAAGAUUAUACAAUAUUAAAGAGAAUGAUUUUACUUUUAUUUAUAAGAGUGACAGGGAGAUUUUUGAGUUUGUUUAUUUUUAGUUAUCCUCAUAUAAUUUUUGUACCAAUUUAUUUAAUUAUAGUAUUAUAUGUGAGAUUUUUUGGCUUUGAACGAGCGGGAGAGAUGUGGAGAGAAAUUUACAUUCAAUGA